Messenger RNA from Periophthalmus magnuspinnatus, 3202 nucleotides. RefSeq names its product divergent protein kinase domain 1C (gene dipk1c). The coding region runs from base 1285 to 2856 and encodes 523 amino acids. NCBI's taxonomy places the organism in Eukaryota, Metazoa, Chordata, Actinopteri, Gobiiformes, Gobiidae. The transcript has 9 exons. The record is from RefSeq and is a predicted model, not a curated record.
AGACUGAAGAGCGGAGGAGGAAUGAAGACAAGCCUCUGCACGAAGAGCUGGAGGAACUGAACUCAGAGAGGAAAUAAACCAGGACUAAACCAAGACUAAACCAGGACUAAACUAACACUAAUCCAGAACUAAUCCAGCACUGAAACAGGACUAAACCAGAACUAAACCAGAACUGAACCAGGGCUAAACCAAGACUAAACCAGGACUAAUCCAGGACAGAACCAAGACUGAACCAGGUUGGAAAUGGAUCUAAACCAGGACUGAAGAGUUGCAUCUGGACUUUCUGCAGAAGGAUUUCCUCAGGAUUUUAAACUUAAAUGCAUAUUUACUUUUAUGGGUUAAAUUUUGGAGUUUGUGGGGAGCAGGAUGUUUCCCAUGAAUCUGAGAUUCCAUGGAUGUCUCUCGGCUCAAAAUGAGUCUAAAUCUUGAAUGAUUUCCUGUUUUUUACACAAAGUGCUAUAAAAUGCCCAAGGACAGAGGUCUGUUCCUCACAGACUUAAAAUGAGGAGACACAUUUAUCACCAAAACAAACCAUUCUUAAAUGAGCGGAACUGUGGCUUCAACAUAACCACAGUGCACAAAACCAGGACUAAAGCAGGACUAAACCAGGAUUAAACCAGGACUAAACCAGGACUAAACCAGGAUUAAACCAGGACUAAACCAGGACUAAACCAGGAUUAAACCAGGACUGAACCAGGACUAAACCAGGAUUAAACCCGGACUGAACCAGGACUAAACCAGGAGUAAACUAGGACUAAACCAGGAUUAAACCAGGACUGAACCAGGACUAAACCAGGACUAAACUAGGAUUAAACCAGGACUGAACCUGGUUAAAACCACUGCUGCUGAACCAAACCGCCUCUGUCCUCACUGGAAUAAAUAAUUAUUGAUUAUUUUAUCAAGAUUUUUCUUCUCUCAUCAGACUAAACCAAUUCCAAACCAGGACUAAACUCAGGUUGAAACCAGGUUUAAACCAGGACUAAACCAGAUCUAAACCACGACUAAACUAGGACUAAAUCAGGUCUUAACCAGGACUAAACCAGGACUAAACAAGGUCAAAACCAGGACUAAAUAAAGACUAAAUCAAGACUAAACCAGGACAAAACUGGGACCAAAUUUCUGGAUCCGCACUGGAAUUUCAUAGAAGAUUUUUAUAUUUUGUGUCAGCUCAUUUUGAUUUUUCCCAAAUGCACACAUUUUUAAAAAAUUUUAUUUUGAUUUUUGACAUUUGUACUGGACAGAUCUUGUUUUUUGGAUAGCACAUAUUUCCUUCUGUGCUCCGACAUGGUGACCCCAGCCUCGGCUCGUGUCUCCCCCGCUCCCCUCACCUCGCUUGGGCUGCGUGUGGGCGACAGUCCCUGUGGAGGCUCCAGGGGCCGCGCUCUGCUCCGCUGGCUGAGAUCGAGGCUCCUUUCUCGGGGAGGCUCUCUGCUCUUCGCCCUGCUCUGGUUCGGAUCCUGGUUGGUCUUGAACGGUGUAGUCCUGGUCCACAGAAGGAUCACGUCUGAUUUCUGCUCCGAUGAACACAGCCGAGAGAUUCUACACAACCUGUGCAUGGACUUCUCCUCAGGGCUGGUCUCUGGGGACGUGUGUUUGGACCUGUGUGUUCGGCAGACGCUCCAGUAUCAGCGUUGUCUUUAUUAUGAGAACGGGAAGAAGGUUCUGGAGGCUCGAUGGAGGAACCGCCCUGUGAUCCUCAAGUCCAAACACGAGAACUUCACCUCCUAUGAGCCGCUGUCCGCUUUGCAGGACCAGAACGCAGCAGAAGAACUUUCUCCUCUAGACGUGGUUUACUAUGCAACUCUGGAGGUCCGGAGCUCCUUGGGGCUGCUGGAGGAGGAGGAGGAGGAUCUUGGAGAUAGUGCUUUAAGUAAUGGUUCUUUGUGGAGAGUUUGGGACCAGAGGGCAGAUCGUAACCGGACUUACUCCAGAGCAGACCUGUCGUCUCUCUGGGCUCUUCUGCAGCAGGAGGAGUACACGUUUCUACGGUUGCUCCAGGACCUGACCCCUCACGUAGCUCGAGUCCUGGGCUCCUGUGGCCACUUCUAUGCAGUGGAGUUCCUGUCUGCGGGACACGCCUGGGACCAAAACCUCUUCUCAUUGGCCGACCAGCCUCAGCCCGCACUCCCAUUAGCCCGUAACAGUGGGCGGGACCACAGGAAGCCGCUCCCUUUGGCACGUGGGGGAGGACGGGACCAUCGGAUCGCGCUCAGCUUUCUGGAUCUGGUCUGGCACUUUGAACACGACUUCAGACACACUCUGCACCUGUGCGACGUCAAACCAGAGAACUUCGGCAUCAGAGAAGAUCUGACGGUCGUGGCUCUGGAUGUGGACAUGGCGUUCUUUGAGCCCAAGCUUCAGGAGCUUCUUGAGCAGAACUGUAGCUCAGAUGAAGACUGCUCCUUCUUCGACUGCUGGUCCCGAUGUGACCUCCACACGCUGCGGUGCGCCCCCCACAGGAGCAACAGCAACCUGCAGUGUUUUGUGUUUCAGGCGAUCUGUGAGAAGAUCUUCAGGCCCUGGUUCUCUCCAUCUCUGCUCGGGGCCAAAGCAGGACACCCCCUGCAGGUGGAGCUGCAGAGAGCUGUACAGGAGUGCUCCGAGACCCACUCUGCCCCAGACCAGAGACCAGACCAGAGACCAGACCAGAGACCAGACCAGAGACCAGACCAGAGACCAGACCAGAGACUGGGUCCAGACCAAAGACCAGCAGGCAGCAGAGAUGUGCACCAGCGCCACGUGCACCAGCGCCUCGUGCACGCUCUUACACGUCUCGUGGAAGAGGGCGGAGCUUCAGCUGAGCAUGGGGGUGGGACUUGGGAGGAAAGCCAUGCCCACACCGCUCUGAACUUUUGAAAAUAUAUUAAAGGAAUAAACCAGGACCAGACCUGAGCCUGAUCCCAUCCAGGAGCACCUGGCUGGAGCCAGGAUCAGGGACCUUGUUGCUGUUGAAGAUGUUAACCACUCUGCCACAUCAGCUGCGACGGAAACUCGACUGAAUGUAAAGGUUUAAAUGAAUCAAAUGGAUUUGUAUAAAAAUGUAUUUUGUAAAAAACUGAAAAAACAGAAAGUUGAACUCUGUUGACUGGACAUAUCCUUGGCGAAGGACACUCUGGACGACUGAGGGAUUACACAGAUAUUUUGUAAAAACUGCCUCAAAUGUUUUGGUCCAAACUGGAAAAAUAAACAGGUUUUAGUUUUU